CAUGCUGAAGGAUUCUUUGACUGAGGAUCAGUUGAAGGAUUCCCGUCGGGAAAUCCAGGUGGCCUCGGUAUGGGACGAAGACUAUGUGCCGGUGGCACGGCCAUCUAUGAGAUAUAAACCGAACUGGAUCUAUCCCUGAAGAUGAGUUUAUAGCACCAGGGCGAUUGUAUCUACUGCCGUUUGUCCGUUUCUCUGAGCCUGCCAUCAAUGUACGGUCUACUAAGAAACCUCGCUGUGCUGGGCUGCAUCUCGUCAGCCCUCGCAGCCCCCUUGACCACUUCUAAGAAAGAUUAUAUCGACUGGCGGACUUUCAAAGCCAACGGAGUCAACCUCGGAGGAUGGCUAGAGCAAGAGUCCACCAUCGACAGUCAAUUCUGGGACACAUAUUCCGGCGGCGCAUCGGACGAAUGGGGACUCUGCGAGCACCUAGGAUCCCAAUGUGGCCCAGUUCUCGAACAUCGAUAUGCGACCUGGAUCACCAAGAAGGACAUUGACAAGCUGGCCUCCGGCGGCGUCAGGAUCCUCCGAAUCCCCACCACCUACGCAGCCUGGCUCAAGGUGCCUGGUUCCCAGCUAUACUCAGGAAACCAAACCGCCUAUCUCAAGGAAAUCGCCGACUACGCCAUCUCCACCUACGACAUGCACAUCAUCGUGGACACGCACUCCCUUCCUGGCGGCAUUAACGGGCUUACCAUUGGCGAAGCCACGGGCCACUGGGACUGGUUCUACAACGAGACCAACUUCAACUAUUCCAUGCAGGUGAUCGAGCAAGUGAUCAACUUCGUGCAGAACUCCGGCUCGCCGCAGUCCUACACCAUCGAACCGAUCAACGAACCCGCCGACAACAACACAAACAUGGUGGUCUUCGGCACCCCUGCCGCCCUCACCGACCACGGCGCAGCCUGGGUCCUCAAGUACAUCAAAGCCGUGGUCCAAAAGGUAUCCUCCGUGAACCCCAAGAUCCCGGUCAUGUUCCAAGGCAGCUUUAAGUACCCCCAAUAUUGGGAAGGCGAUUUCCCCGCCGACACCAACCUCGUCUUCGAUGUCCACAACUACUACUUCGAGAACCGGCCGACGACCUCGGAGAACCUGCCGGAAUUCCUGUACUCGGAUGCGCGCACCAAGUCCGGCAGCGGCAAGUUCCCGGUGUUUGUCGGGGAGUGGGCGAUCCAAGCGACGUAUAACAAUUCGUUUGCGCUGCGCAAGCGGAACGUCAACGCGGGACUGGCUGCGUUCGGGGAGUAUUUCCGGGGCAGCUCGUACUGGACGGCCAAGUAUACGGGGAAUACGAGUGUGGAUGGCCAGGGUGAGCAGCAGGAUUAUUGGAAUUAUGAGACGUUUAUUGAUGCUGGGUAUUUUGAGUGAUUGCCAGGCCUUUUGCGGUCGAACAACGAUGUAUAUACUGUAUCAUGA
Messenger RNA from Aspergillus ibericus CBS 121593, 1413 nucleotides. Its product is annotated as glycoside hydrolase. The record is from RefSeq and is a predicted model, not a curated record. Bases 208 to 1365 code for a protein of 385 amino acids. Lineage: Eukaryota; Fungi; Ascomycota; Eurotiomycetes; Eurotiales; Aspergillaceae. Gene Ontology annotation, cellular component: extracellular region; cell surface. Gene Ontology annotation, molecular function: glucan exo-1,3-beta-glucosidase activity. Gene Ontology annotation, biological process: glucan catabolic process. The transcript has a single exon.